AUGUCUUUCUACGGGAGCCUCCUGCAUAUCGUCUACGCUCCAGAAUUCGAGACCCCUGCCGAAUGUCGCGUUAAGCUUCAUUCUUUUCGUCGCUACAACGAUGUAGUUUUCUCCAGAUUUGAGAGGGAAAAGGAGCAAAACACUGCACGUCAGCAUUCACAUGUGGACGAGCCGGAGAAAACUACUUCGACUGCUGAGGACCCCUUACAGCCAGCAGAAAUCAAACUGUCCGACGGCGUAGCUGCCGUGGAAACAAAUACGGUUGGUGCUGUGAAUCCAUACUCAACGUCGGCAAUUGACUUCCAAAAACAGGAGUACAACGUACUGCCAAUGAUUGGUGGCCAAUCGGAAGGGGAUGCACUAGGCGAGUCGCGGCGAUAUUGGGCUGCUCUUGGCUACCAAUUUCAAACUGUCCCUCCUCCUGACCAAACAAGCAGUAGGACAGGUGUCCAUCUGCAGCCAGCAACCCCGCUAUCUUCCCUGUCUGGAAUGAAAACAACUGAACUUCGGUGA
Molecule: messenger RNA, 513 nt
Organism: Dibothriocephalus latus
Lineage: Eukaryota; Metazoa; Platyhelminthes; Cestoda; Diphyllobothriidea; Diphyllobothriidae
Source: the annotation of a GenBank genome assembly